Polychytrium aggregatum is the source of this 833-nucleotide messenger RNA. RefSeq lists its product as uncharacterized. The record is from RefSeq and is a predicted model, not a curated record. Gene Ontology annotation, biological process: mitochondrial respiratory chain complex I assembly. Bases 75 to 572 code for a protein of 165 amino acids. Gene Ontology annotation, cellular component: membrane. NCBI's taxonomy places the organism in Eukaryota, Fungi, Chytridiomycota, Chytridiomycetes, Polychytriales. The transcript has 8 exons.
CUUUCCGGCGAUCUGCAUCAACCCGCCCCCAGCUACAGACUAGCCGUCGCUCGACCAUCAGAGUCUCCUCCGUCAUGAAACGCACUGGCUUUAUUCAACGCCUCAUCAACCGGUGGCAAGUCAUCCCCCUUCCCUGGCGUCGUGACCGAUUUGUCGGCUAUGAUCUCGACGGGAACAUGUACUUUGAGGGCCCUCCCAUCCGCGAAGGAACCCACUAUCCCCGGAGGAGGGUGGCUUACGCCGACGGCCGAGAGCAUUUCGAUCAGUACGAGCCCAAUUCGAUUCCGGUUCAGUGGCAAGCCUGGAUGCGACAUACCCGCCCGGCUGAGCCGACGAUCCAGGAACUGAUUGCCUCGGAGGAGCAGAAGCAGCGCACGCUGCAGCUCGCUCACGAGCUCGAUCGCCAGUGGGACGAGCAGCGAGCCCAACUCGCCAAGGCCCGGGAGGAUCUGCAGCAGCUCGCAGCCGGCGAGCGACACACAACCGCCAGCUCGGAUGCAGUCGGCCAGGGCGAAACGUUCCAGCCGGGUUCGUGGACGCCGCCCGCUCGGCCGGUCCAGCGAGGCGGUUGAGCCUGUGACGGCCGAGAAAGUGCGGUCCCGAGAGGAUCUGGCUGGUUGAUCGUUCGCCGAGACGAUGCAAUGCAGCCGAAUCGAUGGGGAUGUAAAGUUGUCGUCGCGGUAGUAAUAGCAGCAGUAGUUGUUGUUGGAUAACAAUGAAUUCCGCACACCGCAUAGAGUGCGAAUCGAUAUCACACCGCAUAGAGUGUGAAUCGAUACCACAUUCCGUUGCACACCGCAUUGCACAUUCCAAUGGAGACCCCGUCCGACUGC